CCCAACUUCAUGAUUAGUGUGUGUAUCAGUGUAUGUGUGUGUAUAUAUAUUGGUUUGAGUGGCUUGUUGUAGUUAGAUUAGUGUGACUCUGCAGUCAUUCAUUUUGCAUGCUGAUCAUCUGAACUUUUUCUGUCUCUUUCUUUUUUAUGGGUUGAAUUUAUAUUUGCUACACGAUUUUUUCUUUUGGGAGGAGGAGGGAGUUGUUAUAAUCUUUCUUCGUGCUUGUUUCUCCGUCCCUGGACUGCUUUUAUUCGUGAGUUAUCACUGAUCUUCCCAAAGUUGCCCAGCUUAUGGAUUCUCGUUAAUUUUGGCUCACGGGCUUUAAUUAUUUUUGUUCCCUUCCUUUUCUUUUGACUCUCUCGCUGAUAGUUACCUAAGAAACUGAGAAAAAAGCUGAAAAAAAUAUAUAUUCCAUUCUCAACUAUUUUUGUUUCUGAUUUGGUGUUUUUUAGCCCUGAUAUUGUAGUAUUUUGUUUUUAUAUAAAUUGUAGACUUCCCAGUUAUCUGACUACAGAUGUUUAUAACAGUCUGAGUUAGAGGUGCCAUAUCUAAAAGCAAAUUAAUGCCAAGUUGUUUUUGUUGAUAAGGUUAACAAAAAUUAAAGGUAUGGCCUGGAUGCAGAAUAUGUACAAGAAAUUCGAAGCUAUGUGUUUGGAGUUGGAUGAUAUCUUGGAGCAGGAAGGGUUGAAAUAUGCCGACCACUUGCAGAAAGUAGGUGCCAAUGUCAAGCAAUUUUGCUCAGAUAUUGUGCGAGAUGUGCAGCCUCAGCCGUCUGAGGAUACUGUGGAUGGCGUAGCUAGCGUCUCUUGUCUAGUGAAAAACACCGAGUCAGAUAAAAUGUCAAAGGAAGGCAUUGUCCAAAACCAUUUUGAUAUGGAACCUUGCAACGUGAGUCGUUUGCUCUACUCAUGUUCUGUUGAACUUAUCAAGGCCACAAAGAAUGAUCUGUCUUUGGAGGAAAUGGUUGUUGCUGAGAUAUAUGAAAAAUCAGUGUCAAGUCUUAAGGAAAAUCGUUCCGAGGAGAAGCAAGUUCAGCUUGAGACAUUGGAUACCCCAGAAGAGAAAGAUCUAAGCAAUUCAGUAUUAUCCUCAACAUCUUAUGAUCUACUAGAAAGUAACUCUUUAACAGAGGUAAUUCCAAUAGAUGGGCUAUCUUCAAAAUCUGUUAAUUUGGUUGACUCGUAUGAAAGCAAGGUUCCAGAGUUGGGAUUUACUUCUAGCGAGGCCUCAGCUGAAUCAAUCAGACAGAUAGACAACUCCACUGAAGAUGCUACCAAUCCGGGAUCAUCUUCUUCAGUGAAGCUUGAUGGGAGUUGCUUUGUUACAGAUUGCAAUGAGCUUUCUUCUGUUUCAUAUGAAGCAGGACAACUAGGGUCUUCCAAGGAAACCUUGGAUAAUGUUUCGUUCAAAAAAAGGAAGGCAGCGAAUCAGGUUUUCAAUCAGGAACCAGCUUUUGAUCCAAACCCCAGUCAACAGAAAGAAAGUUUUGCAUCAACUGUUAAUACCAGACCAGAUCACGAUCCCUGCGAUUCCGACUGGGUGAUUGUCUAGACAAAUUAGAACAUGAUAAAUUCGGCGAUUCAAGUGAUUUUGUUGCCUCAUUCAUGCAAAUAAAGGAUGUAAACUCGUUUCAGAUGCUUUGAAUUAAUGCGGCUAGUACAUCCCUGAUGAUUUUAUAGA
Molecule: messenger RNA, 1680 nt
Organism: Populus trichocarpa (black cottonwood)
Lineage: Eukaryota; Viridiplantae; Streptophyta; Magnoliopsida; Malpighiales; Salicaceae
Exons: 4
Coding region: 607-1551 (314 amino acids)
Source: RefSeq, a predicted model, not a curated record